Lymnaea stagnalis (great pond snail) is the source of this 381-nucleotide messenger RNA. NCBI's taxonomy places the organism in Eukaryota, Metazoa, Mollusca, Gastropoda, Lymnaeidae. The record is from the annotation of a GenBank genome assembly.
CUCAAAGGUUACAACAUUUACAGAAACGAUCGAGUUGGACAAACGGGUGGAGGAGUUCUUCUAGCUGUCAAAGAGAACAUCAAAUCCCGUGAAUUAAUCAACAAAACGAUCGACAACAACGAAAUUGUUGCAAUUGAGAUUGAAACAAAAUCGUAUGGUCGCAUUCUUAUUGCGUCAAUUUAUGUCCCACCAAAAGCAAAAAUUGCUCCUGAAGUGUUUCGCGAUCUUCAUCAAAUCAAUAACGACUGUAUUGUGAUGGGCGACCUGAAUGCAGCGUUAGAAGAGAUGGGAUCACGGAAAACAAACAAGAAGGGCAAACAACUGGAGGACAUUAUUAAUGAAGGUUUCCUCAUUGGUAUCGAUGAUAACAGUACAACAUUU